AGCAGGUUCUGUGAGCCGGUGCGGAUUUCUCUCAGCUGUCAGACGCAACCUGACCUUCAGUCCCACUCUAUUAUAGGAUAUUAAUAUAUAUUCAUUGUUCCUAAACUAGGCCAGUGUAUCCCAGUGACAUUCACCUUCAACUAUCCGACCUCUCAGCCGCACGAAGAUAAGUCCGGGCAAGUUCCGAGGCGAUACAGACUCCUAUAACUUGACAGUCUCCUCUGAGCACUUCCUGCUGCUGCUGGUUAUACUGCUCCCGACAUUCUCUCCCCGGCACCUACACGAGGCUGAAUGAGAACAUGGAUCAAGGUGGAAUCAUCGGACCCGAAACCCGGCCGAGCCCCUGGGGUGUUGCUGCAAAGCCUGCAGUCCAGUGUUCCUUGGUAGAGGUGAUGAGUGAGGAGCUGGCCAGAAAACUCCAACUGGAAGAAGAGAGCCAUGUGUUCACAGAGGAGGUUCUUAGUGAAGACGGUCCUUUCCUAAAUGCUGAUAACAUUGACACAUCAAGCGAUGAAGUCUUGGCUCAGAUGCUGCAGAUGCAGUUUGACAAGGAAUAUGAUGCCCAGCUUCUCAGAGAAGAGAAAAAGUUUAAUGGAGAUAGCAAAGUAUCUAUAUCGUUUGAGAACUAUCGGAAGGUUCAUCCCAGUGAAGAAAAUGACAGCUCAGAGGAUGAAGUGGAUUGGCAAGACACUCGCCAUGAUCCAUACAAAGCAGUUAAACCCACGCCUACCCCUAAAAAAGGCUUUGUUGGCAAGGGGAAAGACAUCACAACUAAACAUGACGAGGUGGUGUGCGGCAGGAAGAACACGGCACGAAUGGAAAAUUUUGCCCCAGAAUUCCAGGUUGGAGAUGGAAUUGUAAUGGACCUGAAGCUGUCCAACCAAGUUUUCAAUGCUUUGAAGCAGCAUUCUAUCUCUGAGCAGCGUAAAAGUGCCAGGCUGCAUGACAAAAAGGAAGUUUCUACUGCUGAAAAAGUAGUGGAUCCAAAAACGAGACUGCUCUUAUAUAAAAUGGUGAACUCUGGUGUGCUGGAAACCAUUAAUGGCUGUGUGAGCACUGGAAAGGAGUCUGUUGUGUUUCAUGCUAGUGGAGGAAGUAUGGAGGAUCAAGAAAUACCUGCUGAAUGUGCCAUCAAGGUCUUCAAAACAACUCUUAAUGAGUUCAAGAACAGAGAUAAAUACAUCAAGGAUGACUACAGAUUCAAAGAUCGUUUUAGUAAACUCAAUCCACGCAAAAUCAUUCGGAUGUGGGCUGAAAAGGAAAUGCACAAUUUGAAAAGAAUACACAAAGCUGGCAUUCCAUGUCCAGAAGUUGUCUUGCUGAAGAAACACGUUCUUGUGAUGUCAUUUAUUGGAAAGGAUCAAAUCCCUGCCCCCACACUGAAGGAAGCCAAGCUUGGAUUGGAAGAGUCAAAGCAGGCAUAUUAUCAGGUUCUUUCCAUGAUGAAGCAGCUCUAUGACCAGUGUAACCUCGUCCAUGCGGAUCUGAGUGAAUACAACAUGAUGUGGCAUGAAGGAAAGGUGUGGCUUAUAGAUGUAAGUCAGUCUGUGGAGCCUACUCACCCCCAUGGCCUGGAAUUUCUGUACAGGGACUGCAGAAAUGUAUCCCAGUUCUUCCAGAAAGCAGGUGUGUCAGAGACUCCUCAUGCAAGGGAGCUUUUCAACAUCGUGACUGGCUUGAAUAUUGCCUCUGAUAAUCAAGUGGACUUCAUGGCUGAGAUUGAAGCCUUGGAGAAGGUGAAUGAAGAUCACGUGCAGAUGCAUGGAAAGAAAGUUUCCCUAUAUCAGGAGGAUGAUGAUGAUGAUGGCCCCCCCCGAAUUUAUGAUAAAUAACCCUGAUGGAAUAUUUGAGCUAAAAAAAGAGGAAAAAAAAGCUUGCUGCAUUCUUAUAACACUGGUGCAGUGGUUAUUCCCCUCCAGCGUAGAUUGGAAGCGCUGAAUCAGAACACAAAAACAGUCCGGCAGGUCACUCUGUAUUCACUCUGAGGUGCCUGACCCCGGCUGGGAUUGUUCUGCUAAUAAGCUGAAAAAAUGAAAUGCCAUCAAUUUUAAA
Molecule: messenger RNA, 2052 nt
Organism: Xenopus laevis (African clawed frog)
Lineage: Eukaryota; Metazoa; Chordata; Amphibia; Anura; Pipidae
Gene: riok3.S
Product: RIO kinase 3 S homeolog
Biological process (GO): maturation of SSU-rRNA
Cellular component (GO): cytosol; preribosome, small subunit precursor
Molecular function (GO): catalytic activity; protein serine kinase activity; ATP binding
Source: RefSeq, marked provisional